AUGGCUCAGGAGCCGGUCAUUCUUAAUGUGUAUGACAUGUAUUGGAUCAAUGAGUACACAUCCUCCCUAGGAAUAGGAGUCUUUCACUCAGGUGUACAGGUGUACGGCACAGAAUAUGCCUACGGCGGACACCCACUGCCUCUGUCUGGGGUGUUUGAGAUUGAACCUCGGGAUGCAGACGACCUUGGGGAGCAGUUUAAGUUCAAAGAGGCUAUAUGUUUGGGCUACACAGAUUUUGCUCUGGACGAUGUUCGGAAAAUUACAGAAGAGCUCGGAAAGGAGUUUCGAGGUGACCAGUACCAUCUACUCAACAAAAACUGCAAUCACUUUACAGCAGCACUUGCACAGACCCUGUGUGGCAAGGAGUUACCAAGCUGGGUCAACCGUUUGGCCUACGUCAGCUCCUGCAUACCUUUUAUAGAACGGGCGAUACCCAAAGAGUGGCUUACCCCCAAUGCUUUGCAGAAUGUGAUAGAGACCAGCUCAGCCGCGCAACAAGAUAGGGGCCGACCUGAGGGCCCCAAGAGAUAG
Molecule: messenger RNA, 531 nt
Organism: Candidula unifasciata
Lineage: Eukaryota; Metazoa; Mollusca; Gastropoda; Stylommatophora; Geomitridae
Source: the annotation of a GenBank genome assembly